This is a messenger RNA of Rotaria socialis, 657 nucleotides long. Lineage: Eukaryota; Metazoa; Rotifera; Eurotatoria; Philodinida; Philodinidae. The record is from the annotation of a GenBank genome assembly.
AUGCAUUUUCAUGCAGAACAGGAAUGGAUGUACGGUUGUAUCGAAACGUAUGGUAAAUUGUCAUGCAAUGAAACAGCCAUUUAUGCAGGAAUCUUAGCUUUAAUUAGUGCUAUUUCUGGUGAUGCCUAUUAUGUUGAUGAAUGUAAUGGCCAAGAACCUCCUUUGAAUUUGUACGUUCACAUUAUUGGCGAACCAGGUGGGCAUUUAGAUAAAAAAAACGAGUCAGCAGCACCUGAAUCAAAAUUUCUUACGCAAGCAUAUGAUGGUAUUCACAAUGAGUCUGGUGGGACUGGUACAACGAAACAUGUAAUUGCCGAUGGCAAAUUAGCUAUUUUUGGUGCAUCGACUGGUCAAAGAUAUGCAUUUAACAUGCGUAAUUUUACACAAAAUAUUGAAAAUGAUGGUGUACUAAUUCGAAUGUCAUAUUUAGUUAUGCCAUAUGGAGGUGCAAAAUCCAUUUCAAAUCGAAUACCUAUCUCAAUGCCAAAUGUGCUUCAUAUUGGUGCUGUGAUUUUAUUAUUGAUUAAAUCUGUUUAUCCCAUACAGCUACGAUUCGAGAAAUUGCAAUCAGAUUUUGAUAAUGAACCACCACGUACGUUUUUUCUUGAAAAAUCGAACGAAAACCUACAAAAAGUUUCUUAUAAACAACAGAAUUGA